CAAAAUAUAUAGUACACAUACAGUACUUAUUGUAUAUCGACUUUCUCAUUGUGACAUUUUGACAUUCUAUGUGUACUUUGUUUUCUCUGUAGGGUAUUCUCAUUCGGUAUUGGCCCCAGAGUAUCGUACGGUCUUGUCAAUGGCAUUGCGGAAGCUGGCAGAGGAGCCGCAGAGUUUAUCGGCACAGAUGAGAGGAUGCAGAGCAAGGUUAUAUCUUCGGUUAAAAAAGCAUUGCAACCUUUCAUCAGCGAAGUGACAAUCGAGUGGUCUUUGCCAGCUGGUCUGCAGGUCAGUCAGAGUUUCACUGAGACCCCCACGCUGAUGCCCGGAGAACGCUUAAUAAUCUACGGUAUCCUCUACGACACAUGCGCAGUUACGAGACAGAGCGAAGAAACAACGAGCGCCCCAAAGCGAAGUCCGUAUAACGAGAAGGUGUCUUCAAAGGAUAUAUGUAGUUAUGAUGAAGUUACUAACGUGAAUAAUAAUAACGUGGAUGAGCUAAAGCCUGUUCCGCAAGUAAAUCAUCUCGACAGUAGCGCGUUAGUGGCACUACGACAGAAGCUAUCUCGUGACGAGUCAGAGUCUGACAAGAACGAAGUAGAAGAGAUAGUCGAUGACCAGGUUCAACAACGAUACUUCGACAUCUUGUCUCGGAGUGGUAGAGCUUUGUCCAAUCCCGAGACUGCCUUCGAUUCCGCGCUUCUUCGAAAACUACUGGACAGCCUAGCCGAGGAGCAAAGAGCAAAGGCAGUAAGGAAAGAGGAGCGAAGGGCUAAAUAUCGGGAGAGACUGACUAACAACAACGGACCGAGACGAAAAAUCAGCGAUAUCGUCCUUGCACCAUUCAGUUCAGAAUGGGACAAUUUGCUUCAGGGUUUGGAACCAAGUCCCUGUGACAGUUUGUUUCGAUUUUCCUGGGACGAGGAUGGGCUACUCCCGUUAAAGGAAGGGGGUAAAGAGGGUGUCGCUGUAUUGAGAGGACUGUUCUGUGGCCGGCCUUUCCAUUGCCAAAUAUAUUUCGAUUUGUCCAGCAUUAUUGAUGGGUCACCUAGGUCUCUGAACGAGGAGGAGUUCUUUGAUGACACAGUUCACCGCUUAGCAGCAAAGUCUUGUAUACAAGCAGUUGAGAGCUUGUACUACCAAACUGCAAACAAUGAAGCCGCGGCGAAAGAUGGAAAUACCACAUCAUGUGACGUCAUCAACGAUUGUGAGAGCUCUGCGAAACUGAAGACUAAAAGCGUUGAGAUAAGUGAAGCCAGUGGCGUUAUAUCGAGACAGACUACCUUUGUUACUGUAAACCAAGAAACAAACGAAGAGCUGCCUAACUUUGUCCAGACUCAGUCGAUAAAUCGGGGUAUCCAGAAGACAAUCUUUCGACGCUGUUCUCAACGCCGUAGUGGUUAUACAGCAGGCCUGGGUAGGCGCCUUGAUGCUUCUUUUAAUGACACUGAUGAGGACGUGUUUCUUUCAACCGGUUUUCCUGAUCCUCUGUCUAAUUCCAGUCAUCCCAUAUACAGUGGAGGUUGUCCCUUGGAUGAGUACGUUGAUCCUCCAAGUCCCAGUCCUACAUAUCUUACAAAGGGAACAAUGUUUGGUCGUCACUUUUCAUUCAGCACAUCCAUAAGUUCAACAGCCAUAAAUAAUGAUGAACGUUCGUCGUCUCUGAAAAAGAAAGCAACCUCUCUAUUAGCUGGGAAGCUGUCACGGGGCAGACUGGGCAGUGUACCUUCAAAGAAACCGAUGUUCAAAGCAUUCAUUCCUGACCGAACACUAAGUACAGAAAUGGUUGAGCUGAUCUCAUUGGUGGAUCUACAGAUGGCAUGCGGUGCCUGGGAGCUCAAUUAUAAAUUGGCGGAAGCAAUUGACAUACCUCUGGAAAGUUUAAGACGAUCAUCUCCUCUUUGUUACAUGCGUCCUCCUGCGUGCACGUGUGGCCAGGAGAUACAGAUCCGAGUGGAAGAUCUCUCUGAGGAAGUGGACAGUGGAGAAGAACGUGAAUCAGAUGAUCGCGGGAGUAGUGCUAGUACUCCUGGCACUCUUAGGAGACAACAACGUGUUUCCGAAGAUGAUGCUCAUACAGCAGAAUUGGUGGAUGGCGACAUCCCGGGGCAAAGUGAUGAUAACCCGGAUUGUGAUCUCCCAAAAACGACUCCAAAAAAGAUUAACGCCAAGAGUAGGCAAGGAAGUCGAGAGGUUCCAGUAACACAGAGUGAGAAGCGUGAGACAAUAGCUUUGUUUCCUGAGAGCGGGAUGACAAAGAGACGAAAGUUCAGCACUAGUAAAGAUUCGAAAGAUUCUUCUUUGUCGAUGCACAAUUCAAGCCAGGAAAUACCUUCAAAAAGACCGGAGUCCUAUCGCUUUGGUAGAUUUUCAACAACAGAUGAAGAAUUUUCAGAGUUCUCUGAUGUAUUUUCACCUACGUCGCCGCCCGACUUUGGAACGCCCAUUUUCCGUAUUGAUGACGAGGAAACCAACCAGUUAUGGGCCACAUCGCUUGCUCUCUCCUGGCUUGAAUAUAAAUGUUCCAGUUUUUUUGAAGAAUGGGAACUCAUUGCAGCAAAAGCUGACAGAUGGUUGUCUGUUCAGAACUUGCCAAAUGGAUUUGAUUUGCCGAGUCUUAAAGCUGCUGCAGCUCAGGUAUUGGUGCUAUUAGGCAGGCCAAAGUUACAAAGGCAGGCCAGCGUUGGUCAGUAA
Molecule: messenger RNA, 2694 nt
Organism: Saccoglossus kowalevskii
Lineage: Eukaryota; Metazoa; Hemichordata; Enteropneusta; Harrimaniidae
Product: von Willebrand factor A domain-containing protein 5B1-like
Source: RefSeq, a predicted model, not a curated record